AAAAAAGGAGGUUGAAUACCUAAAUACUUUUUCAACUAAAGAUGAUAGAGGAACUAAGAAUAUAUUGUUUCCAUGGCGAGAUAUAUUCACAUCAUCUGCUGUUUGGGCGAUUAUUAUUGGCUACUUUGCAUACGAAUUUGCAUAUUAUGUCAUUAUUACUGAAGCACCGACUUUCAUAUAUAGCAUCUUAGGAGCUGAUGUAAAAACAACUGGUUUGUUGGUAUCAGUUACAAAUAUUGUACGCUUUCCCUUCGUCAUGCUGUCCGGGGUGUGUGCUGAUUAUAUCAUUCAUUGUAGGUACUUAAGUGUUGCGAAUACAAGGAAGUUGUUCGUAAUUCUAAAUAUUGGCGUGACGGGUGUCUGUUUUGUUGUUCUAGCUUACGCUGGUGACAAUAUUGUGACAUUCAUGAUUUUUCUGACGAUUGCCUUUUGUGCGCUUGGGUUCAAUGGAGCAAGUAUUUUACCGAACCCAAUGGACAUAUCAAAAACAUAUUCAGGAAUAAUUGUAGGAAUGAUGGUUACUACAGGCGGAUGUGCUGGAUUUAUCGGCCCACUAAUUCUUGCUCUAAUAAUAGAGAAUGACAAUACAUUUGAACGAUGGUCUUCGAUGUUCAUGAUAACUGCUGCAGUUGAAUUCUUUGGGAUGGUGUUCUUUCUAAUAUUUGCUAAAGGACAGAAACAAGAGUGGUCAGAAAUUGACACAAGACAAAAUGAAGAGAUGAGAGCCCUAGUUAAUAAAUAAGUGAUGAUGAUAAUUUUACGAUGUUGAGCUAGAGUUACUAUCCUAUAUUAUUUCAAAAUUGAGUUGGUGUGUAAAAUUAAUAAUAGUAAGGCAUUGCAGUCUAGUUCACGGGAAUAUUACGCCAUGAUAAUUCAUAAUUAAUAAUUCAUAUUUUUAUCAAUUUUAACUGCUUCACAAUGAAUGGAAUCUUACAAUGAGGUAAUGUGCAAAUAUUAAAAAACAACAAGAUGAUUAAUUAAGUGGCGUUGUGCAUCGUGACGUGUUAGGUUUGUCAUAUUUCGUUAAAAUGUAUAGUCCACCAUUGUGUGUUCUUUAGAAAUUGGUAACAAUGUGAUGUUGAAAAUAGAGACAAAAGGGGUUCAUUAAAUGACGUGGUAUUUAUUUCUGGCCUAGACUUUUAGUCCAACAAAGGAAUCUUCUCGACCAUUAAAAUAAUGAGGGUAUUCAAUGCAUAGUUACCAACCUGAGAGAUUUG
Messenger RNA from Anneissia japonica, 1217 nucleotides. RefSeq names its product sialin-like. The record is from RefSeq and is a predicted model, not a curated record. The transcript is spliced from 5 exons. Gene Ontology annotation, biological process: monoatomic anion transport. Lineage: Eukaryota; Metazoa; Echinodermata; Crinoidea; Comatulida; Comatulidae. Gene Ontology annotation, molecular function: transmembrane transporter activity. The coding region runs from base 257 to 742 and encodes 161 amino acids.